This is a messenger RNA of Arachis duranensis, 1674 nucleotides long. RefSeq lists its product as uncharacterized. The record is from RefSeq and is a predicted model, not a curated record. Lineage: Eukaryota; Viridiplantae; Streptophyta; Magnoliopsida; Fabales; Fabaceae. The coding region runs from base 260 to 1495 and encodes 411 amino acids. The transcript is spliced from 4 exons.
UUGAAUUCUUAAAACAAUAAUGGGGCUGCCCUUAUAUUUGAUUAUCAAAUGUGAUUCCUCUUGCGCCUUCACAUGUUGACCAAAGAUCCAAAGUCUUCAACAAAAUGCACGCAGAAGAAGCAAGAAUCAUCAGAACAGGAACUGAAUGAUGAUCAGAAAGUGAUUCAUCUAAUUCCAGCAAGCCAGGUCCAUCAUACCUUUGCACAUCUGUGAUCUCAGUUUCCAUAUUCUGCAAUAGAGUUGGUGUGAACCACUUACCAUGGGGUGCAUUUCCUCAAAAAUCCUGGCCAGGUCAAUCAGUGUCCAUGAGGAGAGAAAACAAGGUUCAAGGCGAAUGGCUAAUGGUAUUCCAUUGCUCGAGGACUUAAUUAUCUCGGCCAAUGGCAAUGAUCAGUACCUCGCUCUUGUCUGCGCAGCCAAUACAGUAUCCAACAAAUUGCAUUCCAGAAGUUUGCAUUCAAACAUGUUCCCUGAACCGGCUACUGAGCCUGUCGCCUCUGAAACUAUCGACAAAUUGGAUAUAUCACCAAGGCUAAGCCAAGGAGGAGGGAAACAAAUCGAGGGAGACAAAAGUUGGCACUCGUUUCCUGAGCAGAUUGUUUCAUCUAUUGAUCAGGGGAAUUUAUCAGAUUUUGAAGACAAACAUAACUUGGAUUCCAAGGAUGUCACAGGUAGCAGGAGUUUUCACACAUUAGAGGAAUAUGAUAAUCUUGUAAAUGAAAUAAGCUUCUCUGAUUCUCCCAAAGUUCAGAAAAAUGAGUUUAGCGAUGAAGAAGCCGAUUCAAGAACCAUCGAGGAACUUAAGGUAUCUGCAUUAGCUAAUACAAUUCACAAUAUCGAGGACAAUGAUUCUGCGGCCAAGAAAAUGCUACCACCUUGCUCGCACGACAAUUCAUCAGAAGAUAGUAAACUAGUAAAGGAUAUCAGUAUCAAAAGCAUUACACUAGAAAGCUCAACUCCAAGUCCUAAUAACCACUCCACAAAUCAAAGAAUUGAAAAUGAAGUUGUAAAUCCAAAUGAGAAAACAAAUAUUCCUGGGAUUGCUGCUCAAGGGGUAAACACCACUGAGAAAGUGAAUAAGAGAAAGGCUAUAGCAAAGAGGCUAGAAUCCCUUAGAAUCCCAUCUAAUGUUGAAUUGCCAGCCAUUGCUAGCCUUAGAGAAUGGAUUCCUGGUAGUGGAAUAUACUCUUCUGCAUCCUACGUUACCCCGAAAUUUGGCAGCUUUUCUUGUCAGAUGGACACUAGGAAUGAAAGUGAAUCCAGUGAGGAUUCUGUGUUCAGUCCAGAAUUGGUAUCUGCCUUCGAAAUGAGCAUGCAAAUACUUGAAGCAGAGGAAGAAACCAUUCUGAAACAAAUUAUAGAGAAUGUGGAGGAAAAAAGUGAAUGCAGCCCCAAGGAAGAACUCCACCAAAGGCACAAGGCUAAAUCCAUAGUUUCAGGUAGAAGCAAAUUGGUUUUCAUGACUAUUUCUCCUCAAACUCGGAAUAUGAAGUGAAAUGAAAUGUCUAAGUUCAAGGCUGAAGCUCACUUCCUCUAAGAAAAAGAACUACCCAACUGUCUUGUCAUGAUUUCAUAAAUCCACAUAGUCUAUAAUUUCAUUGUAACCGUUCAAUUGAAUUAGUGAUUUGUCAUAGCUUGGGAAUAAGAUUGAAAUUGAAUAAGCCAACUCUUGAA